AUGGUAGAGAUCCCUGGUUCUGAGCUCAUGGUGUCGGAGGGUAACGGUCAUGUCGGUCUUGUGGUCGACAAGGCCAUUGGCUCUGUAUCGUGUGCGGGCAUCAGGGGUUCGGGCGCCGCCAUCUCUGUCGACGCCGCCAUCAUCGAGUCCUUCUGGCUUAAGGAGAUGCAGGGGGAGACGCGGGGGGAGUAG
Messenger RNA from Colletotrichum spaethianum, 192 nucleotides. RefSeq lists its product as uncharacterized. The transcript is spliced from 2 exons. Bases 1 to 192 code for a protein of 63 amino acids. The record is from RefSeq and is a predicted model, not a curated record. NCBI's taxonomy places the organism in Eukaryota, Fungi, Ascomycota, Sordariomycetes, Glomerellales, Glomerellaceae.